This is a messenger RNA of Tuber melanosporum (Perigord truffle), 714 nucleotides long. RefSeq lists its product as uncharacterized. Gene Ontology annotation, cellular component: box C/D methylation guide snoRNP complex; small-subunit processome. Gene Ontology annotation, molecular function: histone H2AQ104 methyltransferase activity; rRNA methyltransferase activity; RNA binding. The record is from RefSeq and is a predicted model, not a curated record. The coding region runs from base 136 to 714 and encodes 192 amino acids. The transcript is spliced from 3 exons. Gene Ontology annotation, biological process: rRNA methylation; box C/D sno(s)RNA 3'-end processing. NCBI's taxonomy places the organism in Eukaryota, Fungi, Ascomycota, Pezizomycetes, Pezizales, Tuberaceae.
GCUCAAACAAUCCUCAACCCCGACCAUUCGCUCGUCCCCAAUCAACAAAACCCAUCAAUUGAUUGGCCUCCUCCCGGUCAAUUCGCCUCGGACCUGGAAUUUUAUUACGAAAACAACAAAAGCACUUGCGCUAUAAUGGGCUUCACCCCCCGUGGAAGAGGCGGGGCAAGAGGAGGAGCUACUCCUAGAGGCGGCUCCCGUGGCAGCUCCCGUGGCGGUUCUCGUGGUGGAUUUGGCGGCGGUGUGCGCGGUACACCUCGCGGUGGUGGACGUGGUGGUGCACGCGGCGGCGGUCGCGGCCGCGGCACACCCAGAGGAGGCCGUGGAGGAGGACGAGGAGGCGCCGGGGGUGCUAAGGGUGGUGCUAGAGUUGUUGUUGAGCCUCAUCGUCAUGCCGGUGUUUUUGUCGCCCGUUCGAAGGAAGAUAUGCUGGUCACCAAGAAUCUCUCGCCUGGAGAGUCAGUCUACGGAGAGAAGCGUAUUUCACCGACGGCGCCUCCACCAAGACUGAAUACAGAGUCUGGAACCCUUUCCGUUCAAAGUUGGCCGCAGGUAUUUUGGGUGGUCUCGAUGAUAUCUUCAUUCAACCCGGUGCUAAAGUUCUUUACCUUGGCGCUGCCUCUGGUACUUCUGUUUCCCAUGUUGCUGAUAUUGUUGGCCCUACUGGCAAUGUCUAUGCUGUCGAGUUCUCCCACCGCUCCGGGCGUGACUUAA